AUGCCUCAUCCUCCCGACGCUGCUGGCAUAGGUGCAGCGGCAGCUGAUGCCGCUGCUGCUCCUGCCGCAGGUGCAGCCACCGCCGCCAAGCAGGUCGUCAACGAUCCCGCCCGCACCGGCUUCGACCCCCAGACCAAGUGGUGGAUGAACUACUUCCGCAUCCUGUCCGGCCAGAUGACCCCCGAGGGCCAGUUCCACUAUCGUGAGUGGCGCUACCGCGUGCACGAGGAGCGCGACUGCAAGCGCUGCGAGCAGCACCGCGACUGGCUCUUCGCCUACUCGCCCGUCGUACGCUUCCUGCGCGACAAGGUCGCCGACCUCAACGGCCGCCUCGACGCGGCCAACAUCGUCUGCCGCCGCUGUCCCGCCCGCCUUGAGGUCGACGACAAGGCCGCCGACGGCCUCGCCGUGCACCGCCAGUCCGGCGGCUUCAGCCCGGGGCACGGCAUCCUCAUCUGCGCCAACGAGAUCCGCGACCGCAAGCACCUCGAGGACACCCUCGCCCACGAGAUGGUGCACGCUUGGGAUCACCUGCGCUGGAACGUCGACUGGAUGGGCGACAAGGACCUCAAACACGCCGCCUGUACCGAGAUUCGCGCAUCCAUGCUCAGCGGUGAAUGUCGCUGGACUCGCGAGGCCUUUACCCGCGGGAACUGGACCCUCACGCAGCAAUUCCAAAACUGCGUCCGCAGGCGCGCCAUCCAGUCCGUAAUGGCCCGGCCGCGAUGCAAGGAUGACGUCCAAGCCACCCAAGUCGUCAACCAGGUCUGGGACUCGUGCUUCUCGGAUACCAGACCAUUCGACGAAGUAUACCGAUAG
Molecule: messenger RNA, 819 nt
Organism: Cordyceps fumosorosea ARSEF 2679
Lineage: Eukaryota; Fungi; Ascomycota; Sordariomycetes; Hypocreales; Cordycipitaceae
Product: Peptidase M76, ATP23
Exons: 2
Coding region: 1-819 (272 amino acids)
Biological process (GO): mitochondrial proton-transporting ATP synthase complex assembly; mitochondrial protein processing
Cellular component (GO): extrinsic component of mitochondrial inner membrane
Molecular function (GO): metalloendopeptidase activity
Source: RefSeq, a predicted model, not a curated record